Helicoverpa armigera (cotton bollworm) is the source of this 2209-nucleotide messenger RNA. RefSeq lists its product as uncharacterized. The record is from RefSeq and is a predicted model, not a curated record. Bases 83 to 640 code for a protein of 185 amino acids. Gene Ontology annotation, cellular component: extracellular region. Gene Ontology annotation, molecular function: chitin binding. The transcript is spliced from 6 exons. Lineage: Eukaryota; Metazoa; Arthropoda; Insecta; Lepidoptera; Noctuidae.
AGUGCAGUGCAGUGAUCUGUGUUGUGUUACUGUGUAUACCGGUUUGAGCUGAACCCUUUUAAAUUAGGGUACCGCAGCGAAAAUGCCACAACAAAAACGAAUUUGCGGGAUCAGCCUGGGUUCUGUAGGAAUUCUGACUGUAUUAUUCUAUCUUAUCGACCGAUCAUUAGCUUCGUUAGACGGAUACAUACCCGGGGAAGACUACCCGGUUUUCACUGAGGUGCCCAAAGGAUUAUCGUUUACUUGUGACGACAAGAUUCCCGGAUACUAUGCUGAUCCUGAAACUAUGUGUCAAGUGUGGCAUUGGUGCGUGCCCAGCAUUGGUGGGAACCUCAUGUACUCGUUCGUGUGCGGCCCCGGGACUGUUUUCAACCAGAGGACCAGGGUCUGCGACUGGUUCUUCAAGGUGGAUUGUCCAAACGCGCCAGCUUACUACGGGAUCAACGAAGAUCUGUACAAGGAUGAAGCCGGAAACUUUAUAAACGGGAAAAAGGGCAAUUCGUACAGCAACGAGUAUGACCGACGUCGACUGACGGCCCGACGGAAAAGACAUGAGCAUGCCCGACAGUCUAGAAUGACGGACACUCACGAUAUUCAAGCUAGGAGUAACAGAACCCAGAGACAUACAAAAUCCAGCUAGAUUUUGACAACUUGACUGACGUUCUUUGACAAAGCAAAAUUGAUUAUCUGUCAGACUGACCAUAUUAAAAAGGCGUGAUGAUGAAGUCAAAAAAUAGUGAUUCCAAUUCAAUUAGUCGGUAUUUUAGGUUAGCGAAAAAUAUUGGACAUGUAUUUUUAUUUCACUAAAACAUUAAGGGCCUUACUACAAAAACUUUAAACCCUGUUUUACGCUUGUCUAAAAAAAUGACAGAUGUGACGUUGAAAUAAGGUUCAUUUUGAAGCCACACUUUUUUUAGACAGGUGUUCGACACAUGUUUAAGUUUUUGUAGUAAGACAUAUAUUUACUAUAGUCUGUUUUUUAAUCUCGUAGACUAAAUUGACACUUGCAAAAUGUCAAACUUUCUAAUAAUUUUGCUAGCUCUGUGGUGCAGUGUUGUACUUACGAUGCCGGUUCGUUGAAUCGUAACUUUUUACAAUAAGUCAUCCUGAAAUAAUGGGCUUAUCCUUGAUGAUUACGCAUGGCUUUGCGUGGUCAGAUAUCCCUGGCAGUUUGUAGCACGUCGUACAGCCAUGUGUACGUACGUGAAUUUUAAAUAUAAAACUUUGAAUGAAUAUUAAAUUCGUCUAUUAUAGAUAAAAAGUUACGAUUCAACGAACCGGUAUCGUAAGUACAACACUGCACCACAGAGCUAGCAAAAUUAUUAGAAAGUUUGACAUUUUGCAAGUGUCAAUUUAGUCUACGAGAUUAAAAAACAGACUAUAAGAUAUAACACAACAAAGAUUGAGAGUGACUGGUGACGUCACGUCUGUGUAAAAUUUUGUACUUAAAAGUGACGUAACACAAAAUAAAAUCGUGUUGUAUCUUCGUUGUUAUUUGUUUGUAAAAGAAAAGAAAAAAUACGUGUCCAUUAUUUUAAGGUUAUCUAAACGACAGACCAAUUAGUUUAUUUCGUUCAUCAUGCCCAGUUUUUACUUAUUUUUUUACUUACAUUGGCCCAUAUAUAGAUAUAUAGGUACCAAAUUGACAAAAUAUAAUCUCUUAAAAAACUAAGAGAUUUAUAAAUGACAGUUUUAUUGGCGCGAAAACUACUGACAUUAUUCUGUAGCUGUCAAUUUGACUUUGACAGAUAUAGAAUGACUUUUUUAUAUUUUAAAUUUGUAUAAAUUGGUUUUAGAUUUAUAACUCUGACAUAAGAAGUCUAUUGAAAUUCUUAAAAAAUAGAAAAAGAACAGAAUAGGUAUAUUACUGAUUAUACAAAAAACAAAAUAUGACUGACAAAAUAUAUACAGAUAAAAAUACUUUACGAACAGUGACUAACGAACAAGAUUUUUCGAUUGAAUAAAAUAUUAUAUAAGCAAUUGAGUAAAAAAAAACACAAAAAUAUAUGUUUACUUUUAAAAUAAUAAAAAAUCUGACAACGACUGACGAAACAUUAUUUUGAAAAUACUUUCGACAAAUUCUUCUUUAAACUGUUUUAGAUUUCAUCCAUUUUUUUUUAAUGAACAAACUUACAUAUAUAGUGUUUGUGUACAUACCACUUAAUUAAUAAUAAUUGUAAAAAAAUAAACAAAAUAUUAUUGGCACAAA